This is a messenger RNA of Myripristis murdjan (pinecone soldierfish), 2334 nucleotides long. RefSeq names its product HERPUD family member 2 (gene herpud2). The coding region runs from base 337 to 1593 and encodes 418 amino acids. Gene Ontology annotation, biological process: endoplasmic reticulum unfolded protein response. The record is from RefSeq and is a predicted model, not a curated record. Gene Ontology annotation, molecular function: protein binding. The transcript is spliced from 9 exons. NCBI's taxonomy places the organism in Eukaryota, Metazoa, Chordata, Actinopteri, Holocentriformes, Holocentridae.
UGAUGACGUCGCUUCCGCUUGUUUCACCCGACAUUACAACAACAAGCUGGUCGGUCGACUUGAGAGGAGGAGGCAGAACUACACAUCACCAGAAACCCAACAAUUGUGACCACAGGAGGCGUCCUCACUUAGCACUCUGCACACGCUCCCCCACCAAUGACACAGCUGUUGUAGAGGGGAAGCCCCCAACCACUGCAGGGACUGGUUUAAGUGGUAUGCGGAGGUCAGAAUGAAGAGGAUUUGAUUGAAUCUUCCCCUCAGGUGAGCCCUGAGUUCCGAUAGUAAGCUCUCUUGAGCUUAGGUUCUUCAGAGCCCGCUCCUGUAGUAAUAUGAACCAUGGACUCUGGGGCAGUUGACAGUCCUGUCACCUUGGUCAUCAAGGCCCCCAACCAGAAGUACGACGACCAGACUAUAAACUGCUUCCUCAACUGGACCGUGGAGAGAUUGAAGAGCCACAUCGCCAACGUAUACCCCAGCAAGCCGUCGUCCAAAGACCAGCGGCUGGUGUACUCAGGGAGGCUGCUCCAAGAUCACCUGCAGCUCAGAGACGUGCUCAGAAAGCAGGAUGAAUACCACAUGAUGCACCUAGUGUGUGCCUCCCGGAGCCCUCCAGGCUCACCCAUGCCUCGUAGCCCCUCCACGGCUGAGCCAGCUGCCUCUGGCUCCAGCUCCAGCUCCAGCAGUUCGGACAGUGCUGGCUCCGCCUCCCCUGCCAACACACCAAAUCAGGACAGUCAGCCGGCAGCGUCCUCCUCUUCCUCUGUCCCAGGAAGUUAUGAUGGGCUGAGGUAUCGUGGUGGUUUCCCCGCUGCUGCUGUCCCACAGUGGCCGGAUGGAGCACAGGUUCCUUUACAAGGUGGCCUGCCUGCCAAUGUGCCCCCCCACCCCAUGUACAUGCCCAUGCAAAUGCUGUGGUGGCAGCAGAUGUACGCCCGCCACUACUACAUGCAAUAUCAAGCAGCAGUGGCCGCCUCUCAGCCUCCCUCUGCCGCCACUCCCUCUCCUCCCAGCUCCUCCCCCUCGCUGCGUCAACCCGCCCAGCCCAACGAAGCUGUGCAGCCCCCACUGGGACCUAACCCCGCCCCCAACCCCGUACCGGAGAACCAGCCGGUCAACCCCAACAUCCAGAUGAACGCACAAGGCGGGGCGGUGCUGAACGAAGAUGAGCUGAACCGUGAUUGGCUGGACUGGCUGUACACAGUGUCGCGCGCCGGCGUGCUGCUCAGCAUCGUCUACUUCUACUCCUCCUUCAGCCGCUUCGUCAUGGUGGUCGGCGCCAUGCUGCUGGUCUACCUGCACCAGGCCGGCUGGUUUCCCUUCAGACCAGAACAACAGAACCACAGAGGAGGGGAACAGGGCGGGGCUGCCCAGGACGAGGCAGAGAGACACCAGGACUUACAGGAAAUCGAGCGGCUGAUGGACGAGGGCAUGGAUGACGAGGACAGCGGAGAGGAAGGAGGCGGAGGCCCGGAGGACCAGGCCCAGGCCGUCGCUGCGCUCCCACAGCCAGGCUUCCUUACCUCCGCCUGGUCCUUCAUUAGCACCUUCUUCACCUCGCUGAUCCCCGAAGGACGGCCCCACCCUGCCAACUAGACCAACCCCACCCAUCUCCAAACACCCCCAAAUACCCCGUUCGCUCCUACCAUUCGUUCCCUGUCAGACCCUGUUUCCACCCUCCUCUUACCUGUCCUAAAUACCCCUCUAAACCAUCUCCAAAUACCCCACCACUCACCUGAGACUGUCCUGUAUUCCCAGUCACCCAGCUACGAACCUCCAACAUGCUGCCAACUAACGGACUCAUAUUUCCAUGGGGCUACACUGAAGUUUUAGAGGCGGAGCAGUGCGUGUGUCUGUUCUGAAGGGGGUGGGUGAAUAAAGUAACAAAUAUAUAGACAAAAAAUUCAUGCCACGCCGUGUUAAUGGAGUUAAUGCUUCAGCAGCAAAAUAUGUCUCCCCCUCUGUCAUUGAUCAUGUAAACUCAUUCAGAUGUAGUGAGAGCCCCCAGAGGGAGUUGUCUUCCAUUUUAAAAAGUGAUAAGGUUGUGGUUUUGAAACUUCACCAUAUAAGGAAUGUGGCUCAAAACAUUUUAAAAAAAAUAACCAAACAGUAAUCUCUCUAAAAUGAGUGAGAGAUGAGUGUCGAAAGCAGACAAUGAAUAUCCACAUCCCUAAUAAUGUCAUGUAUGCACAUGAUGUGCAUAUAGAUAUUGCAGCAACUGAAGCACAUUGUUUUCCCUUUGUGUAUUUGAACAUUAUCUAUUUACACAUGUAAGUAUAUGCAUCUAUAAUUCCUGAAUAUAUGCCUUUUUUGAAUAAAAGACUUGUUGCGGUUUGA